AUGGCGUCGGCACCCUCCCGCGUCCUCCCCUUCCUCUCGCCGCCGUACACCGCCGCCUCCGCCUCCCUGCGCGCCCCCUCCGGCCGUCUCCGCUGCGCGGCCACCGCCGGGCAGGCCGGCUUCUUCACCCGCCUCGGCCGCCUCAUCAAGGAGAAGGCCAAGAGCGACGUCGACAAGCUCUUCUCCGGCUUCUCCAAGACCCGCGAGACCCUCUCCGUCGUCGACGAGCUCCUCACCUACUGGAACCUCGCCGACACCGACCGCGUCCUCGACGACCUCGAGGAGGCGCUUCUGGUGUCGGACUUCGGGCCCAAGAUCUCGUUCCGGAUCGUCGACACCCUCCGCGACCAGAUCCGCGACGGCAAGCUCAAGUCCGGGACCGAGAUAAAGGCGUCGCUGAAAAGAUGCAUCCUCGAGCUGCUCACGACCAAGGGCAGCAAGACUGAGCUGCAGCUCGGCUUCAGGAAGCCGGCGGUUAUCAUGAUUGUGGGCGUGAACGGAGGCGGCAAAACGACAUCGCUAGGAAAACUUGCCUACAGAUUUAAGAAUGAAGGAGCCAAGGUAUUGAUGGCAGCAGGUGAUACCUUCCGAGCAGCAGCUCGUGACCAGCUAGAAAUUUGGGCUGAGAGGACUGGCUCAGAGAUUGUUAUCGACAACGAUAAGAAGGCACAGGCUCCAUCAGUAAAACGUGGGAAGCGUGAAGGAUUUGAUGUUGUGCUGUGUGAUACGUCAGGACGACUUCAUACAAAUUACGGUCUGAUGGAAGAGUUGGUUUCUUGCAAGAAAGUCAUAGCUAAAGCCCUGCCUGGUGCUCCUAAUGAGAUCUUGCUGGUUCUGGAUGGCACAACUGGAUUAAAUAUGCUACAGCAAGCGAAGGAGUUCAACGAUGUUGUUGGAAUCACAGGAUUCAUCCUGACAAAGUUAGACGGGACUGCUCGUGGUGGCUGCGUGGUGAGUGUCGUAGACGAACUUGGAAUUCCAGUCAAGUUUGUUGGUGUCGGCGAAGGGGUGGAAGAUCUCCAACCUUUUGAUGCAGAGGCAUUUGUUGAAGCCAUUUUCCCAUAA
This is a messenger RNA of Triticum turgidum subsp. durum (durum wheat), 1065 nucleotides long. Lineage: Eukaryota; Viridiplantae; Streptophyta; Magnoliopsida; Poales; Poaceae. The record is from the annotation of a GenBank genome assembly.